ACAUCGUCAACUACCUAGAGAAUAACCCCACAGCUGCUGAUGGAACACCGUUGCAAAAUUUCACGGACCUGCCGUGGCCCAUAUAUCUGUCUUCAAUGUCACAAAAUGGUACGUUUGGUGACCACAUCACGCUUCAGGCCGCAUCUGAUCUUUACAAUGUGGAGUUCCAAGUUCUUUCAUCUAAUGGACCUGGGUAUACAACCACUAUUUCUCCAAUUGUCGCAAAUCCGCUGUGUACUUUCACCUUGGGGCAUUUUGCAGAGAACGAUGGAGAACACUAUGUUUGCUUAGCAGAGGAAUAUAAGUCGAGUGAAAUAGAUAUUGAGGCUGAGUGUUUCGCAGAUCUUCAAAGUGAUCCUUCUCCAGUGGUUGGUGCACCUUUGUCAUACGACGCAACGCAAGAAACUGAUCAAGGUGGCGAGGAAGAACGAAACGAGGAGAACGAUGAACAUACGUGUGACAAAGAACCAAACCCUGGAAAGGAUGAUCAUGAGCGUGGGAACGGGCUAAAUCCUGGAAACGGUGACCACGCUAGUGAAAACAGACCAAACCCUGGAGACGGUGUUCGUGCGUGUCAAAACAAGCCACACCCUGGAAACGGCGAUCAUACGUGUGAGAACAGGCCACAACUUGAAAACGAUGAUGAUGCGUGUGAAAACAGGCAACACCCUGAAAACGGUAAUCAUGCGUAUGAUCAGGGGUUUAAUCCCACUAACCAACCAAACGCUCUCUCAUCAUCAGCAGGGCCGUAUUUAAACCCCGACGUUCUGGAAGAAAUUAUACGACAAAUAUUACGAAUGUAUCCUUAUACGUGCCCCUCGUUGAGAGCCGUCUCGAGAGUUUUUAAAAAUAUUGUCGACAGAGAGCCACUACCCCAGGUGUACAUCCCAGAACUAAAUGACUUUACAGACUUUCGCCGAGUGAGUGUGCGCAAAAUUAUGCGUUUGAAACGAAAAAAUAGCGGUGCUGUCGUUAGGUUACGGGAGAUAAUUAACUCUGUUCAGUGGGUCAGCGCCUGGCUAAGUUUUAUCGCCGCAGGGUACGGAUGGUUCUUUAUUACACAUAUCUACUGGAAACAAAAAAGCCACUAUUAA
Molecule: messenger RNA, 1094 nt
Organism: Porites evermanni
Lineage: Eukaryota; Metazoa; Cnidaria; Anthozoa; Scleractinia; Poritidae
Source: the annotation of a GenBank genome assembly